Molecule: messenger RNA, 3254 nt
Organism: Lutzomyia longipalpis
Lineage: Eukaryota; Metazoa; Arthropoda; Insecta; Diptera; Psychodidae
Product: zinc carboxypeptidase-like
Exons: 1
Coding region: 41-1318 (425 amino acids)
Biological process (GO): proteolysis
Molecular function (GO): metallocarboxypeptidase activity; zinc ion binding
Source: RefSeq, a predicted model, not a curated record
ACUUUUAUAUCAUUCCCAGUUCUACUGUAGACGUGUGAAAAUGCAGAAAAUUCACAUUUUGUUAAUUUCGUUUAUCGUCUUAUUAAGUGGUUUAGCAUUGGCUGAACGUUUUGAUAACUAUCACGUGUAUAGUUUGGAGCUUCAAUCAUUGAGGCAUGUUGAAUUAAUAAGAGAUUUUGAAGAUAAAUUAAGUGGUGGUGUCGAAGUUCUAUCUCCGUUGAUGCGGAAGAUCCCACAGGAAGUUAACGUUCUCAUCUCUCCCAAUCAAAUUGUGGACUUUAAGGCCAUUUUGAGGGCUCAAAAAAUCCCUUUUCGCCUUAUUGAGGAAAACUUCCAAGAUGUAAUUGACGAGGAUGCUAGGCUGAAUAACCUGAGAGCCGAUACAGGUGAUUACAGCUGGGAAAGGUACUACAGGCUUGAAAAUAUUCACAACUGGAUGAGGAGUCUUGAGGCUAAGCAUCCUGGUGUAGUGAAUACAAUUGUUGGAGGUGAAAGUUAUGAAAAGCGAAAGAUUUUGGGUGUAAGGAUCGCCCACAACGAAAAGAAUCCGGCAAUUUUUGUUGAAGGAGGAAUUCAUGCACGUGAAUGGAUAUCUCCAGCUACAUCCACCUUCAUAGCCAAUGAGCUGCUAACAAGUGAAGAUCCAGAAACAAAGAGACUAGCUCAAUCUUACACGUGGUACAUCUUCCCCAGCGUCAAUCCGGACGGUUAUGAAUUUUCAGCGACUGCUAAUAGAAUGUGGCGAAAGACUCGUCAACCCUAUGGAUUCUGCUACGGUGCUGACCCGAAUCGCAAUUGGGAUCAUCAUUGGAUGGAAGAGGGUUCGAGUUCCUUCUCCUGCUCUCAAGUCUACGCCGGAAGUGCGCCAUUCUCGGAAAUUGAAACUCGUACCCUGUCACAAUACAUAUCAAGUGUAAAGAAUCUCCGGCUCUACGUUUCCCUACAUUCAUACAGCCAAUUGCUGUUGUAUCCCUAUGGAACUUCGGAGAAGGUUACAAAGCCUCAGGACUACGAUAGGAUAUCCAAUGCAACAGUACGAGCUAUUUCAAAGCGCUACGGGACAACGUAUGAAUAUGGCAACAUUGAAGAGGCCAUCUAUCCAGCCUCUGGGGGGUCAAUUGAUUGGGUUCAUGGGGUUAAUAAAGUCCCACUGGCUUUUACAUUCGAACUCAGACCUGAUCGGAAUUCACGAAAUGGUUUUAUGCUCCCAGCUGAUCAGAUUAUUCCUACAGGGGAAGAAACAAUGGACGGACUAACAGCUAUGGUUCAAGAAGCUGAAGCUUUAGGCUAUAUGAGGGAAGAAGAAAACUCUUUGUAAAUUAUUUAUGAUUGUUAAAGCAUAUUGGUAAUAAAAUGUUUUAUUUGUUACGGUCGAUAAGCUUAAUUUUUCGUUCUUAUAAAAGAUUUUUUCGACUUUAAUGGAACUAGUAGAGCUUCAAUCUUUCACUGCAAAAGUCUACGUAAAAAUAUGAAUUUAGUGGUCAUAGUUCUUCUUCUAUCCUUCUCUGUACUUGUGGGAGUUCAAGCUAAAAGAUACAACAACUAUCGAGUUUACAGAAUGUCUGUUAAUUCAUCGGAUGAGCUUGAUGUUUUCCAAUCUCUUGAGAAUAAUUGUCGAAUGGGAAUUAUUGUUGAAAGACAUCCUGUCAGAGGAAAAGCCCAAGUCAUUGUAUCUCCCAAUAAAACUUUAAGCUUUGAAGCUCUAAUGAGGGAGAAAAAUAUAAAAAUUAAAAUGAUGGAAAGUAACAUCCAACGGCUGUUUGAUGAGGAAUUAAAAGUUUUAAAUGAUUGGACCCCGGACAAGUCUCGGCCAAUGAAUUUUAAAAUCUAUCAUACUCUAACCGAUAUCUACGAAUGGCUGUAUGAUUUAAGCAGAAAGUAUCAGAAGCACGUAAAGCUGUUAAGAAUAGGAAAAUCCUAUGAGAAUCGUGAGAUACUCGGAAUAGAAAUUUCCCACAAUCGCCGAAAUCCAACAGCCUUCAUAGAAGGUGGCAUACAUGCACGUGAAUGGAUUUCUCCAGCAACAAUUCUCUACUUAAUAAAUGAACUUUUAACAAGCAAAGAAGAGGAAAUAGUGAAGCUAGCAAGGAACAUUAACUGGUACAUUGUUCCAGUUGUAAAUCCGGAUGGAUACGUUUAUACGCACACCCAUGAUCGUCUUUGGCGUAAAACCAGAAGACCUUAUGGGAUGAGCUAUGGGGUUGAUGCAAAUCGCAAUUUUGGCUUUCACUGGAUGGAAAAAGGCUCUAGUCUAAGGCCUUGUUCUGAAAUAUUUGCAGGGCCAAGACCUUUUUCAGAACCAGAAACUUGGGCUCUUGCUACAUUUCUCAAAAAUAUCCCAAAGCUUAAGCUUUACAUCUCAUUCCACUCUUUCGGUCAACUCUUUAUGUAUCCUUAUGGAUAUUCUCCUAGACCAGUGAAAAAUUUUCGUGAUGUAGAUCAGAUAGCAUUUGCUACAGCUACUGCCCUAUCUAGGCGAUAUGGGACACAUUAUAAAUAUGGAAAUAUCUACAAUACUAUUUAUCCGGCAAGUGGGUCAUCCGUAGACUGGGUUUCAGGAGUACGUCGUGUCCCUCUGGCUUAUGCGUAUGAACUACGACCUGCUCGAAAUACAAUUCUUGGCGUCAUAUUGGAUCCUAAGUUUAUUGAGCCGACCUCCUUUGAAGUAAUUGAUUCACUAAUAGCUAUGGUAGAUGAGGCUGAAAAGCUUGGUUAUUUUUGUUUCAGACGCAAUUUAUUCUGAUCUAAUUAAGAUCAAACUUUCUUUUUUUUCUUGUACUUUAAUAAAUUUUAUGAAAAGAAAUUCGUUUUGUCCUUUAUUCGAUUAUCUAUGAACGGUUCUACGAUGUAGUUAAAAGUUCUAAUUUGGUUUUGUUUCCACAACGAAAGAACUGAAGAAGAAAGUUAUAGUCAUUUGGAGAGAUUUCAAAAGUCUUUUAAAUUAAAAGACUUAUCAGAAGUCUAAUACAUUGCAUUUAAAAUGCCUCUGAUUUAUUUAGUUGUUCUGUUUUAGCUUUCUUAUCAGAAACCUUACAAAUUGUUGAAGAACUAAGUUAGAAACAAUCUAAAGAGUAGCUAAGAUAAGGAGAAAUUGAUGACACAGAAGAUGAAGUCAUUCAUUUAAGGGUUAAAGAUUAAGUAGUAAAACUCAUUAGCUCCAAAUGAUUCAUACUUCUAGAAUUAAAUUUUUUUUUAAAAAGAUUUAAGAUUUUCACCGUUUUAAUGAAAAUUUAAGUCAAAAUUUGAAUAAAAAA